Messenger RNA from Recurvomyces mirabilis, 1182 nucleotides. RefSeq lists its product as uncharacterized. Lineage: Eukaryota; Fungi; Ascomycota; Dothideomycetes; Mycosphaerellales; Teratosphaeriaceae. The transcript is spliced from 2 exons. The coding region runs from base 1 to 1182 and encodes 393 amino acids. Gene Ontology annotation, molecular function: 6-phosphogluconolactonase activity; protein binding. The record is from RefSeq and is a predicted model, not a curated record.
AUGUGGUCCGCCAUCCUCACCCUUGGCGUUACCGCGGUGUCUGCCACGAAUCUUUUCGUUUCCGACUAUGGUGGUACCAUCAACACUUUCUCACUCACAGCAAGCAAUGGCACGUACAACCUCGAGAAUAUAUUCUCGACCACCGACUGCGCACCAAACCCUAGCUGGCUCACCAUCGACUCGAAUCGCGGCUUGCUAUUUUGCAUGAACGAAGGCCUCGAAACAGUCAAUGGCUCACUCAGCUCAUUCACAAUCAAUACUAACGGCUCCUUGACUCACAUCAAAAACGCAACCGCCAUAUCCGGCCCAGUGAACGGCGUCAUCUACGGCGAGCCAGCAGGCCAACGUGCGAUUGCUUUGGCUCAUUAUACCGGCUCGGCUGUCACUUCAUGGCUACUUGAGGGCGGAGGUCAUUUCGAGCUUAACCAGAAUAUUCCUUUCACACUCUCUGGUCCUACUCCGAACCCUGCACGCCAGGAUGCGCCGCAUGAGCACGAGGCGAUCCUCGAUCCUACUGGGCAGUACAUUCUGGUCCCUGAUCUAGGCGCUGACCUGGUGCGUGUUUUCAGUUGGGACAUCGAAACCUUGAAGUUGAAGGAGCUGUCGCCACUCAAGGCUGCAGCGGGCUCCGGGCCACGCCAUGCUGCUUUCUGGAAUCCUUAUGCGGUGGCUUCGGAGAACAGCACUACCUACAUGUACCUCGUGGCCGAGCUUGCCAGCUCUGUAACUAGCUAUGCCGUGACUUAUCUGCCGAAUGGUGGAGGCUUGUCAUUCUCGCAGGUCUACAACAGCACAACUUAUGGGUUACUGAACCUGCCCGAAGGUAAUGCACCUGCUGAGGUUACUGUCACUCCCGACAACCGCUUCCUGGUAAUCUCCAACCGCAACAACACCUCAUUCAACCUUCCCGAGCCAGACGGCAGUGUCAUCAAGUCCGACUCCCUCUCCACCUUCCAGCUCCAGGACGAUGGCACUCUAGUAUGGCAUCAAUUAUGGCCAUCUGGCGGUUUCUAUCCACGACAAUUCAGCAUCGAUAAGACCGGAAGUCUCGUGGCAGUCGGACAUCAGUACGAUCAGAACAUCGUCAUUCUAGCUCGCGAUGUGGCGACUGGCUUGAUCGGGGAACCAUUGGCUAGGAUGAAGGUUCCUGGUAACACCACCUGUAUACAGUGGGAUGAGUAG